AUGAGUGUAAAGCUUGUUAAAACAUGUAAAAAAAAGAAUAACAAAGGUUUAGUACGCUUAGAAACUACGUUACAGGCAGGACAAGCGUUUCGUUGGAAAUAUUUGGGCGAUGAAUGGUCUUGUGCGUUUAAUAAUAUGAUUAUUUUAUUAAAACAAGAUGCAUCAUACGUUUAUUAUAGAGUAAUAAGCAGAGAAUUGGCUUUUAUGAAAAAUGAAAAGGAACAUAUUGCAUUUCUUGAAAAUUACUUCAAUUUAUCAGUUCGUUUGUGUGAUUUAUAUAAAGAAUGGGCACAUAAGGAUAAAAACUUUAAGUUACAAAUGAGAAGGUUUAAAGGUGUUCGGAUUUUGCGGCAGGAUCCUUGGGAAAACUUGAUUUGUUUUAUUUGUUCGAGUAAUAAUAAUAUUCGCCGGAUAACAAAGAUGGUUGAUAUUCUUUGUUCCAGAUAUGGUUCAUUGGUAGGAACAGUGAGGAAUAUUGAUUAUUUUAACUUUCCUACACCAGCAAAACUUUCAGAGUCAUCUGUGGAGUCUGAAUUGAGACAAUUAGGCUUUGGAUACAGAGCAAAAUUUAUUCAAAAAACAGCAUGGAUAAUUGAGAAUGAACGGCCUAAAGAAUGGUUUGAAAGUCUUAGAAAUAAACCAUAUAAUGAAGCUAAAAAGAAUUUAUGUGAGUUAAUAGGAGUAGGUGAUAAAGUAGCAGACUGUGUGUGUUUAAUGUCUCUUGAUAAACCAUCUGCUAUCCCUAUAGAUACACAUGUUUGGCAAAUUGCUCGAAGAGAUUAUAAUCUUAGUUCAGGAAAAUAUAAAACAAUUAAUAAAGGACUUUAUAACAUAAUUGGUGAUUAUUUUAGGAAUCUAUGGGGAAGUUAUGCAGGUUGGGCACAAUGUGUUUUAUUUACAUCAGAUCUUUCAAUGUUUAAAAAUAGAACAAUUGAAAUGGAAAAAAGACUUCCAAAAAAAAUAUCCUUAGAUGAAAUAAACUGUAAUGAUAAAAUAUCAAAUACUAAUGAAUAA
Molecule: messenger RNA, 1014 nt
Organism: Pneumocystis jirovecii RU7
Lineage: Eukaryota; Fungi; Ascomycota; Pneumocystomycetes; Pneumocystales; Pneumocystaceae
Exons: 5
Coding region: 1-1014 (337 amino acids)
Biological process (GO): base-excision repair; base-excision repair, AP site formation; nucleotide-excision repair
Cellular component (GO): nucleus
Molecular function (GO): damaged DNA binding; 8-oxo-7,8-dihydroguanine DNA N-glycosylase activity
Source: RefSeq, a predicted model, not a curated record